AACCCCUGGAGGCGCAUCCUAAAUUCUUUCGGCCUGAACUUUUCCCCUCUCCCUACGGCCUGGCGUAGAGAAAGGGCGAACGUCACUUACGGCAGGAAUUUGAGAGCGAUGCUCAAACCCAGCACUGCUCCAGAGCCCCUUUUCCGGCGGCGCCGGGAUUCCAAAGAGAGCGUUCUGGGGUAGGAACGCGCCUUUCGCCACCGCCUCGGUGGGAGAACCCCGGCCUGGCACCGCGCCCUGCGCACCCCGACGGCCCCGGCGCCGCUCCGGCCCCUCCGCCCGGCCCCCACCCCCCCCUCCGCCGGGCGCGGGGCGAGGCCCGCUGCCCGCCGCGGGGCCGCCUGCCAGGGCUACCCGCUCCCCGCCCGACGGGGCGCCCCGCCCCCGCGGUGUUCCUGGCGGCCCCGGCGGGGUCUCACUCCCGCGGCCGCCCCUCACCCGUGGGCGCCGCUCCCUCCGCCCCGCUCGCAGGGCCGCGGUGUCGGCCCAGCUGCCUCCGAGCGCUUCCGCCCGGGUCACGGGCCGCUUCCGGUCCCCCGCGCCCAGCCCGUGCGGCGCCCGUGCUCCCGGCAUGCUGUGCGCGCCGAGCGGUGCAUGCUGGGGCGCGUAGUUCUCGGGGGCAUCUGCAGGCCCGCCAUGUCAGGGUUCGGGGGUGUCGGCCGACAGCAGCUGAAGAUGAGCGAACGCGUGCCCGGCUGGCCAGGAAGGCCAGUGGCGUCUUGGCUUGUGUGCAGAAUGGUGUGGCCAGCAGGAACAGGGCAGUGAUGUACUCAACGCUGAUGAGGCCGCACCUCGAGUUCUGUGUUCGGUUCUGGGCCUCUCAAUUAAUGCACAGCAUCGAGGUGCUGGACGCUGUCCAGAGCAGGGUAACGAAGCUGGAUGAAGGUUCUGGCGCACGAGCCUUAUGAGGAGCACCUGAGGGAGCUGGGGCAAUUUAGCCUGGAGAAGAGAAGACUCAGCGAAAACCUUAUGGCUAUCUACAACUCUCUGAAAGGAGAGGUUGGGGUCACAUAGGUGGGGUCACAAAGUAAUGGCCUCAAGCUGUGUCAGGGGAGGUUCAGGCUGGGUGGGCAUCAGGAGGAAUUUCUUCACAGAAAUGUUAGAUAUUGGAAUGGACUGCCCAGAGAGGUUGGUGGAGUCACCAUCUCUGGGGGGUGUUUAAGGGAUGAUUUGAUGUGGCGGUUAAUGCCAUGGUACAAUUGACGUGGUGGUGUUGGCCACUGGUUGGACUUGAUGCCCUUAGAGGUGUUUUCCGGCCCAGCUGAUUCUGGCAUUCUGCGGCUGAGCGGGACAUGCUGACGGGGGCGCCGCGGAGCCUCCUACUGCCGGAACCAAAGCGCGGCGCGGCGGCGGCGCGCCGGGGGCUGUCAGAGUGGCACCGCCCGCCGUGUCCCCGGUGCGGCCGCGGCCCCGCCAUGCUCCCGCUGCUGCUGCUCCGGGCCGUCCCCGCCGCUGCCUGCCGCCGAGCCUCCGCCUCCGCAUGGCUGCGGGGCGCCGCGCACCCCGCCUGCCGCCACCGGGCCGCCGUCGCUGCGAGGCCCCAGCAGGUUGCAUCUUUUCAAGGAGUGGCUGUUCGAAGCCUCAGCACAUCCUCCCCUCAUGAUCACCCUGAACAUGGAAGAUUAGUUUAUAAAGGAAAUUUGGCAAAGACAGUGUUGGGUGUGAAGUUUUUCUCUUACUCCACCAGCAUAUUCAACCUGUUCAUGAUGCCCUACAUCAUGCUCAAAAGUGGUAUUGGAGUGGAAAGUUUGCUUGUCCAAGAUUCUACAGCUCAUUCUUUCAUGUUUAAUCUGACACCUUGCAGCACAAAGAACAAACCUGUCUGGAAGGCUAAUCUUACCUGGAUUCCAAGAAGUGACAUCCACUUUUUGAAGAUUGUCUUCAAUGUCUGGUAUGAUGGUGCCAAAGCACUCCUCUGGAAAGAACUCCUCUGCAGCGGAGCUGACGAUGAAUACUCACUGUGCGGAACGCUGAAAGGAGAAACACUUGACUCAGCAUUUGACAUUAAAGGCUCAAGAUUUGAAUUUCCAAAGGGCAAUUAUAGUAUUGUUGUGCAAGGAUUCUCUGAUGAUUCUGAGAAUAAUAUGCUCAUAUGCUUGAAUUUCACCAUGAUAGUAAAAUAAGAUGCUUUCUGAGUGCAACAAACUUCUCAAAUAAUUCCAGAAUAUGGAGGUCACUUCUGUGAGCAACUGGAAUCCAAGCUGUGAAGUAAAUGCACACUGAACUUCCUGAGGCAGAAUACAUCCUGUGCUGUCUGGGAAGCUAUAAGAUAUAGUCUUUCUCUUUUGUAGCAUAGCCAUAAUCAGUUGCUCAGCCAAUGUGGCCAAAAUUUCUGGGAAUCAGGCAUCCUGAUUAGUCCACGGAAUUACCCUGACUGGGUGUCAGGCUGGUCCUGCAUUUUGGUGCUGUGCCUUGAGUUACAAUAAAGUUGAGUGCUUCAGACUGAGCUAAAGUAAUCAAGAAGUUUUGAAGUUUUGAAGUGCCAGAAUCAGAAGUUCAUCAGUGUUCAAUUUAAAAUAACACAGCAAUUGAAUUUGGGAACCCUGUUGUGAGGUGGUGGGGGGUGGUUUUUUGGUUUGUUUGAGUUUUUUUCUUUUCUUGUAACAAUAAAACUUGUUAGUACAAUCAAUUUAA
Molecule: messenger RNA, 2634 nt
Organism: Agelaius phoeniceus (red-winged blackbird)
Lineage: Eukaryota; Metazoa; Chordata; Aves; Passeriformes; Icteridae
Source: RefSeq, a predicted model, not a curated record